Messenger RNA from Vespa velutina, 11336 nucleotides. RefSeq names its product C2 domain-containing protein 3-like. Bases 4554 to 9680 code for a protein of 1708 amino acids. Gene Ontology annotation, cellular component: centriole; centriolar satellite. Lineage: Eukaryota; Metazoa; Arthropoda; Insecta; Hymenoptera; Vespidae. Gene Ontology annotation, biological process: cilium assembly; centriole elongation. The record is from RefSeq and is a predicted model, not a curated record. The transcript is spliced from 15 exons.
GUCACGUGCGCUUGCCAUUUUGCUCCCUGUCGUAGCAACAACUCGCGUUAAUAAAAUACCCGCAAGAAUUUAAGAUUACAAAGUGGCGUUGGACUGGGUUGGGCGGGUUUGGGUGUGCAAGCUCGUAUCCGUUAACAAGCACAGAAUUAUUAAGUACCGGCUGUGUUUAAAAAGGGGAGUUAUCAUCGAGUAAGCCGCUCACGUGGAGCAAUAACGAUCGAAAUUAGAGUCGUUUAAAAUAGGAAACAAUCUGUUCUGACAUACAUAUAUCUCACAAGAAAAUAUAUGCACGUUCAUUAGAAAAUAAAGGAUUCUUUAGAGGUAAAUAAUACAUUGCAAAAGAGUAGAAAUCUGUGUUAAUGUUAUUACGACGAUCUAAUAGAAAGGAAAAUUCGAUGGAAACCUUUUGAAACGUUUAAAUAAUGCAGCUCGAAUAACAAUGGAUUUCAUGAAACAGGAGAAAAUAGCGAGAUAUUUGCUUAACUAUUUCACCGAAAUAAGAUAGGACGUAAUUGAAAAAAGGAAAAAGAAGAGAAAGAAGAAGAAGAAGAAGAAAAAGAGGAGAAAGAGAGAGAGAAAAAAAAAAGAAAUUACAUACUAAAAGAGAGUUUCCAAACAUUGAGAAGUAAACAGUAGUACAGAGUCCGUCGCGUAUUUACCAGUUACCGGCCACUUUACUGCCAUACUUUCGUAUUUCUCGUUUGUACGGCCAUUACGCGAACGCGGGAAACUUUAAAUCCCUUUCAUAAAAGUUACAAGUCAUAUGGGAGAAAAAGUUCUGGCUGGCCGUAACAAGUACGAUGACUGUUUAUUCUCGAAUUAGCUUGCAAACAAGUAAGAAACGUAGAUAGAACAAAUCGGGUUAACACGCUACGAGGAAAAUAUUUUCAACUACGCGUACGAUGGAACGAUGAAUUUCACUGGCGUACGACGAACGAGAAACCCACCCAUUCGGUAUCCGUCCUGUGGUGGAAUUAUUUAUAUUUACACGAUUUUACAUCCGAGCCGGAAGCAUGCUCGGCAUGGAUCGAGCACGCGGAUACGCGAACAGUGAAAUCGACAGAAUUUCAGGACGCUGUGGUCCUCUCGCGUGCGCGAGCUUCCACAUGCAUACUAUGUUAGCUUAUGCACCAAUGAAUACGAAUUUUACAUUCUUACUUUCCUUUGGGAUCAACUGUGGAUACGAUAAAAUCCUCAGGGGCAAUCUGAUUUCUCUGACAUAGAAAGUUAACAGCAACAAGAAUUACUAAAGUUUGCGAUCUUUAUUUUUUUAGGAUCGAAUAAAAAGAUUUGUUUGUUUACUGUAAAAUCAUAGAACGAAGAAGCAAUGCUACAUUUAAUAUAUAUGAAUAUAUAUUUAUGUAUAUAUUAAUUAUUUUCAUUCAAAUAUUUCUAGGUUACGCAAAAAGGUGACAUAUUGUUAAAAUUCAAAUUUUCGAAAAUGAAUAUCGUUGUAUCUCGAUGAUUUCAUUAAAUUAAAUAACGACUAGCAAAAAUUUGUACGCAUUUUGAUAUGGACGAUCCGAUUUAAAAAUCAUCCAAUAAUGCAGAGGAAUCGUGGAAAUAUUAAUCAUGUAGAGAGAUCUGCUCUAUCGUUGAAAUGGCAACCGAAACGUGGUAAAUGUCUCCUGAACUGAAAACCGAUGCUUUCGUUCCAAUUAGCCAGAAUAAUGACUAAUGUCGAUGCGUAAAAGACAACACAGUUUUAUGUAGAUUGAACAUACAUACAUAUAUAUAUAUAUAUACAUAUGUACGUUAGUUAUGUACACACUAUCUAUCUACCCCGUACAUUUUCUUCGUUUUAUUCGAUGUACGAUUAAAAGAACAAAGCUAUAUCAAAAGAGCAUUUGAGAGGUUUGUUCUGAAAGAAAUGAAAUGAAAAAAGAAACCAGGGGUAAACAAUUAGACAAGAUAAAGAACAUAUCGAAUAUUUUUGUUUUGAUGACAUAGAGUACAUCAAUGUCACAGAAAGUAAUACGUUACUGAUUACAAAGUUAAAGGAGAUCAUGCGAGGCACACAACUUUUCAACGGACACGUCGCUCACAUUAAAUUUUCCUCGAACAUGAACGAACCACGUUACAUGCUCGCAAAGUAUAUACAUUUUCAAUGAUGGACAAGUUAUAACGAGUUAUAACUACUACUCGCGAACAGUUCCCAAAGCACUAUUACAUUGAAACGUUGAAUAGCUUUAGCUUUGGGGGCAAGGUUAAAUGAGUAGGAUAUUUAUUCCCACCUUUCAACAAAUUGCCAAGCCUGAAUAGGCAUCUAAAGUCAUUAACAGCAAUUGAAUAAAUUCAAUCGUUAAUUACAAUUUCUAACUGAGUAAUUCAAUCAGAUCGAUUAAUAAUUAUGAUUAAUUGUUGUCCUCGUUGAAUCUUUCAAAUCUUUCUAAAAUUACAGAAGGAUCAUCAUGAGAGACAAUUGAUCAAAGCAAUGUUUCUAAGAAACAUUAAUUCAUAAAUUAAUUCGGAUGAUAGAAAAUAGGAAUAUAAUAGACUUCUUUUUUUUUUACAAGAACCUGAAAGUACAACAAACGUGUUCCACUGACCCUCUUUCUCAUCAAUGACCGGAAUCAAAGCUACAAAAGCUACAACGAUAUAUUUCAAUGUUCGUUCACAAAGCCGAUUCCGGCAGAUCAUACAUAUAUAGCGUGUAUAUAUUGCGUAUGCAUAACAGAACUGCGUAUGUGCGUCAAUAAACGCGAGCAAGUGCAACCGAUAUGGAUACAGUUCGAGAUGGAGAGGAAACAAAAGUGAAAAAAAAAAAAAAAAAAAAAAAAAACGAAAAAAUAAAUAAAUAAAUAAAUAAAUGAAAUUAGAAUGCGUUGAAUUUUUAUCGAAAUUUCCACUUUCAACUUAUAUCUUUGUCGGCAAUCAGAUCGGACCGAAAUUGUUUUUAAUUGGAGAACUCAAUAACAGUACACAGAUCGAUUAUACUUUGAUCUCGAUAACUUACUCGAUAAUAUAUUAACGCACGUAUAAUAUGAUAUUUUUUUUAAAGUUUAAAAAGUAUUAUGAUGCAUCAAAAUGUAAAAGAAGGAUCGUACAAAAGAAAAAAGAAACGAAAAUAGGAUUUAACUUUAAUAAACAUGACUUGCGUGCGUGUUACUUGUAAAAUAAUUCAUUGUAAAGUACAUAUUUAUAAUUAAAGCAGUGAAACGGCAAAUAUAGUAAAUAAUAGGUAGUUGGAUAAAAUUACGAUUUGUAAUAUACUAAAAGUAUCGCGUUAAAAUUAUUCGCUGAUCCUUUUUGGAUUAUUCGUAAGACUAUACUUAUACAAUAUCAAAUUUCUCUCGGUACGUUAAAAUUUGUCGAGCCUAACGAGAUGUGUCAUGUUAAAUAGCUUUAAAUGACAUAUUUGAGAUAAAUGUGUAGAUAAAUAAAAUGAUGCUGCAUAAGCAAGCAAGCUAAUUAUGCGCGUACGUAUGUAUGUUCGUUCGUCGCUUCGAAUAGAUAUAAAUUUGUCAUUAACUUAUUUACCGCGAGCUAAUCCUAUAUAAUAAUCCUACGAUAUAUAACGAUCUAUGAGCUUUUGACUUUUACCCUUAGCAAUUACUACAGUUAAUAAUACAUGAACGAGAGCUAAUAUUAUCAUCGACUAUAGAGAAGAGAAAACGUCAAAGAUACAUAUAGAUUGUGUACAUAUGUAUAUACCAUGUAGAUAAAAUUGAUAUCCGAAUACUUGCUAUUGAAAGCAUUUAUUAAUUACCAAAUUUUCUAAGUAUAGGAAAUGAUUAAUCAUCAAUUUUCUGACCGAACGUAAAUUGAUUAUUACAUAUGAUUUCACUAUUUAUAAUUAUUCAAACAAUAUAUUAUUAUUAUUAAUAUAUUUCUACUUCAUUUUCUCUGAGAAUUAAUAUUACUCGUUAGAUGGAUUGCUUUAGAUCAUGUAUUUUAAUAUAUCACUGAAUUGAUCGAUUUCAAUUUGAAAUUAUCCACCAAUUUCAAAGUUUUACGGAUAGCUGUUGGAACAUCGAUUUCAAUUUGAAAUUAUCCACCAAUUUCAAAGUUUUACGAAUAGCUGUUGGUAAUAAAAAAAACCAUUGAGUGUUCGUUGAUAAAACAGUUCUCUGUAGAAAGAAAGUGCAUGGAGAGUGUAAUUCUAUUAUACCGAUUGAUUCAAAAGAAUUCGUUAGAGUAAUUCGCAAAAAAUAAUGUGGAGACGAACGAAACUCGCCUAAAUAUCGCCAUUAUACUUUUCAGUAAUUCACUAUUUUCUUUCUGAAUUUAUGCGAUAUUUAUAAUGCUAGAAUAGUACUGAUAUUUCUACGUAUUCCUAUAAAAUAUGCAUUGUGUCAACUAAUUUCGCAUUUAAAUGCUUCUAUCACGACGAUUGAAUAUUGCAUAAAAAUUUAUAAAGAACUAGUGAUCCGAGAAAAUGUGAAGCAGUUAUAACUGAAUAAUAAAGUUUAACACACAGCUGAGAUUUAAUUAAUAUUUUUAAACCGUUUCAUUGCAUCACAACGUUUUGUACAAUUUGAUGAAAUCGUUUAAAUUAACCUAAACUUCUCAGGCUCAAGUGAGUUAGUUAUGCAUUAUAUAGUAAAAAUCAAAUGGAUUCGAAGGUGAAACCGUGUAGGUCAUUACCACCUAUGGUCGAAGGCAAAAUUCACGGUUACUUAUGGCUGAUUAUAGACGAAGUUCUUUGGUAUAAAAAUAAUUCUGAAAAUAUCACAGUGUUUGCUUCUUGGUGGGGUGAACAGGAUAAUGCUAAAUUCAGACCUAUUGACAUUAGAACAAAUACAAUAAGGCCUAGUCAAGAUACAGCUCAAAUAUAUAGUAUCAGAACGAAUAGCAAUCUAUUUAAGGAAUAUAUUAAAAAUUGUGAAACUAUAGAAUUAGUUAUAAUUGAUGAAGAGGUAAAUCAAAUCAUAGGAACAUCUGAAGUCAAUGAAUUAUUAGAUAUUUUUGAACAGAAACCUUUUUUUAAAUAUUUUCCAAUAUUAGAUAAAAAUAGAAGUCAAAUAGGAGAAGUGCAUGUCGGAAUAAAAUUUAAUUUAAAUGCAUCAAAAGCUACAACUAUGCAUUUAAAAGUACAUAAACUUCAAAAAAAACAAACUAAGAACAAGAUCUUGCUUUCUCCGCCUGAUACAAAUUCACAUUGCAAAGAAUUAAGAAUUCAUGAUAUUUCAUUAAGCGAAAGAUUUGGUAAUACUAAUGAAGAUAGAUCAAAUGCACCUGUAGAGAUAGAUUCAAAAGACAUUUAUAGAUCUAUUUUAAAAACUAAAAGGGCCAAGUUCCAAGAACCUUUGCACAAUUGUAAUGCGGCAGUGACUGAUAAACUCGUUGCCCAAGUUGUUGCCAGAGCACAAAAACUUAGAGGUGCUAUAUUAAAAGAAACUUACGAUGAAGAUCCUCUGGCAUUAAGUGACACUGGUCUGAGUAAUAGUUUUCUUAAUGAUGUUCCUGUUGAAAAAGAAGCAAAAUUAUAUGAAUAUUUUUUAGGCAAAGAAAUGAGUGUAUCCGACGAACGUAAAGCACUAAAUACUUUAAGAUCAACAUCACCGACACCUAGUUUAAUUGACUUAGCGUCAGAAGCUAUUGCUUCUUCUCAGUCUAAUAAUGCACCAAUUACUGAUAAUAAAACAUCUCUAAAUACAUCUAAUUCAAUGAUAGUAGAAUCAUUGACAAAGUGUUUACCUCAGGAUAAACAAAAUGAAAUGUCUCCAUUGGAUCAUAUAGAUAGUAUACGAAUUUUUAUUGACUCAUUUGUAUUAAAUCCUGCAGGCUAUCGUCGCGUUAAAUCAUCUUGUGUAUCACGUAAUGAUAAUACACUAUUAUCUGUAACAUAUUUUGUACAAUAUAAUACUACUUUUAAGCCCCCUACACAAGCAAAUCAUAAACUAUUGAGAGAUGAUAAAUCAGUAAGAAUAUCUUCUAAGCGUAAAUCAGGACAAGUAAUUCAUUUUGAUCACGAAAGGAUAUAUAACAUACCUAAAUUUAAUAUACAUCAAGAUUUUCCAUUAUGUUUUAAAAUUUUGUCACGACAUCUUAAUCAGAAAUCACCAACUGAAUUAGGUUCUGGUAUGAUGUAUAUUAGCGACAUUGUAAAAACAGAAAAUUUGAGUUUGUCGCAGAGAUUAGCUGUAAUUAACAAAGGCAUUAAAAUAGGAGAGUUAAAAGUUACUACAGAAUUAGGAUGUGAUUCAGUCCACUUUGGAAAACAAUAUAUAGAAGCCGUAAUGUCCGGAAAGGAAAAUAUUCCUGUAUUAAAUGUGAGAUCUUUAUUAAAUACGGAUAUUGAUAGAUGUAAAACUGCAACGGGAACACAAUCCAAAACAAGUAAUAGUGUUUCAUCUUCUUCAACAAAAAGGAUAGAAUGUUUACACAUGGAUAAUACCAAUAAUAUGGUUACUAAAAAGGAUGGAUCAGAACAUACAAACCAAAACAUUGAUGAUAGAAAAGUAGAUAUAACAGAACCGGAUAAUAAGAAUCAUAAUAAUAUUUUGCUUCAUGGAUUAAUAUAUAUAGCGGAAGCUAAAGAUUUGUUGGAAUUAAAUACAUUCUUAAUAUGUAGAGCAUUCUGGUUGCAAGACAAAGGUACAAGUCAAUUAUGCAGUAACACACGAAACCCAUAUUAUCAUUUUUGCCAAUUAGUACCUUUAAUUUAUGGCAAUGCAUUACUAGAACGAAUUAAAGAUAAUUAUAUAAUUGUAGAAGUAUAUUAUAAAAAUUCUGUAGGAAUGAAUAAUUUGUUGGGAAUCGCAAAAUUACCUGUGCAUCAAUUAUACAUUGCUUAUAGGGAUCCAAUUGUAUUACCACAUUUAUUAUCAUCUAAAUAUCCUAUAAUAAGCGUAGAUGAAUGGGUAUCAAUCAAUAAUCCAGUUACUAGUCAAUCAUGUGGACAAUUACUUGCAUUAGUUGCACUUGGAACUGCUGAACAAAUAGCACUUUUAGAAAUGUCACGAGGUCUUAGAUGUCAAACUGUAGUGCCACAGGCAAUACGUGAUUAUUCAUAUAAUUAUAAUGAUCACAGAAAACAAACAGACAACACAAGUGAAAUAAUGAGAACUGCUGAUCUUAAUAUGCAAUUAAAUAGUGAAAUAUCUCAGUAUAAAGAUAAUUAUAUGCAUCAUAUAGAUGACGUUGGAAAUAAUUCUAACACAAUCAAUUUUAAAACUCAAGAAAGUCAAACAGAUAUAUCGACUCUUAAAGAAUCAAAGUCUGCAUCUAGUAAUUUACCACAGGAUGGAGUUUUAAAUUCAGAGCGAUUAGUUUUACAUACGUUAGUAGAUCGAUUAGCGCAUGCAUUAAAUGUUACGAAAACUAUGAAUCAAGCAGCCCAAACUGAGCAAGAAAUCGAUAGAAAAAAACAGACAGAUAUUGAAGAGCAGUCAUGUAUAAACUCUUUACGUUGCAACAGUAUAUCCGAUGAUAGUAAUAGCGACAGUCCUGGGAACAAUCUUUAUUUACCUACAGAAAUGUACAGAAGUGUCGGUGUUGGAGCUGAAUUUGAUGAACCAAUAAAACAAGGACCAAGUGGUACUUACAAUAACACUUAUUAUUAUCCACCAACUCAUGUACAAAAUUUAGAAAGCAAAACCACCAUUUUAAACAGUGACGAGAGCUUUUUUAGAGCACUUAUAGAGAUUGAAUGUGCAUUACAUUUACCAAAAGUAGAGAAACUUAAUGAGAGUAUAGAACCAACUACUUACGUGACUUUUCAAACAACUCAGGCUGAUUCUAUGAAUCAAUUACAGUCGUACAUGAUAACAAAUGUUUAUCCGCAUAGUUGUAAUCCAAGAUGGGAAUGGAAAUGUGAUACAAAAAUAUCGACAGAAUUAUUAACACACAAUGAAAAACGCUUGAUUUUAAAAGUUUGGCGUUUAUUUAAUACAGAUAUAAGUACAGAUAUUGACAUGGAAAGAGAUAUAGUGAUUGGAUUUUCUGCUAUUGAUGUAUCUGUAUUAACUACUGGUUUUCCAUCUGUGUCAGGAUGGUUUCAUAUCAUGGAUUUUACAGGAAAAUGUAAUGGUCAAAUCAAGGUAGGAAUAACUCCUUUGGAUAAUAUGUCAGGUUUUGUAAAAUCAUCUACAUCAACAAGUACUACACAAAUACCGUUAUGUGAUUCAUCACGAUCAAACGAAUCUUCAUUAUGCAAUCAUAAUGUAUUUUUAAAUAACAUAGAGUCGAAUAAUACUCAACAACCUCCAUUAACAACUACAUAUAAUACAAUGGGCAGUUUUACUGAAUGUGGUAGUCAUCCUACAAUAGAUAUUACUCAAAGUUUUGAAGAUAUGUCUAUGUCUUUUCUUUCUUCAUCUUUAAAGCAAAAAUUGGCAGAGUUAGACGAAAUAACGAAACGUCUGCAGUCGCGUUUACAUGAUGUAACAAACACUGCUUUUGAAGAUUAUUUUGAUAAUGACUUUGACUUGAAUGAAAUACAUAGUGAUAAUGAAAAUAUUGAUAAUAGAAAUACAGAUUCUAUACUUCCUAUGGCUCAUAUAUCAGGUACACAUGAUACAUGGCAAAAUGCACCAAGUAAUCAUAAUGUACACAUGCAUAUAAACAAUGAACAAUUGCCUGAACGCAUGAAUGAUAAUUUGAUAACAAAUGUAAAUUUAUCCAAUAUCAGACCUACUUUGAAUUUUGCUUCACAGUCAAAUUCUAAUUUAUUGAGUAACCAUUAUCAACGAGAAUAUCAUAUACAAAAUGAUAAUACAUCGUACAAUAAUGAGGCUUAUCCAUUAAGAGGAACAAAAGUACAUAUAAAUCAUUUACUUGAUAAACUUUCCUUAGAACAUCCAGUGAAACCUUACAUAACAGCUGGUUCAUCAAUGAGAAAAAAUGUAAUUGAUUUAUUAACAACCGUUCAUAAAGAUAAUGCACAAAAUAAUAACAAAAAGAAUAAGCUGGAACUUAUUAAGAAACCAACAUCUAUGCAAAUAGAAAACAGGGAUCAAAGUACAGAAACUCUAUCAAAUUGGAUGACUGAUAAUACUGUUGCUCCAACAAAUGUAACUGCAACUCUUAACAGAUCUUCACUUACAUCCUACAAUAAAAUAUCAACAGUUAUACGAGAAGAGUUAGUUGCAGAAGAAAAUAAUGAUACAUUGAAAAAUGACGACGAGUUGACAAAUCUGCUCAUUACUUCUAACGUUCGCCAUAUGGAUUUAGAUAACAUUUUCAAUCCACUUUUAUAUCAGCAUUUAGUACCAGAUCUUCAAGUAUCAAACAGUGUAUCACCAGAGACACAAGCAAUAGAACAAUUAGAUACUCGAUAUUCUAAAAGUUUUGGCACUGCCAUAAAUAAUGGAUUAAAUGAUACGCAAGAUAAAGUAGAAGCAAUAGCGUUAUCUCCAAAUAAAAAUAUCAAUGAAAAAGAUAAAGAUAAAAUAUCAGAAUCUGUUGGAAAUACAGAAAUUUUUAGACUUACACCUUCUGGUAUUUCAGAAAAUGUUGAUGGUAAUAUCCAUGUAACUGUUAUUCAUAAUCCUACUAAUAAUGAUUUAAUGGCAAGUAAUAGUACAGAAUCAACAACUACUAUCUCUCUCAGUAAAUCAUCAAUGAGACAAAGUGAAAUGGAAAUAGAUGAAAAUAGUUAUUAUAAUUCAUCUGAUAUGUCUGUCACUGCUGCAUCAAGACAAGCACCAGACGGUGGAAACCCUAUGGAAGACAGUUCGAAAAUAUUACCAAGAAAGCAAACAACUGAUACAUCAGAUUUAUCAUCAAGCAGUUAAAAUUGUAUAGAUAUACAAGGACAUCAAAGUAUUCAUUAAUGUUGAUCGCGAAUUUUAAAUUUCUUAAAAAAUAUUGCAUUUUCAAUUUACUACUUUGUAAUACUUUCUUUGUAACAAAAAAGUACAGGUGUGAAUGUGGACUAUUAUAGUAAUACAAUUACGCUAUUACUAAUCUCGAAUACUUGCCAAAUAUGAACAUGUAAGAGUAGGUAUAAGAUGACAUUUAAAAAUUGUCAAGAACGUCCUUUCUCUAUCGACUGAUUACCGUGUAUACGUAAUGAUAAUAUCAAACAAAAAUGUUAAAUACUAUCCAUAUUCUAUCAUUGGAAAUAUAUCUAUUAUAUUAUUUGAAGUAUUUAUUAUAAGUAUUAUACUUAUAUAUCAAUAUUUUUAUAUCAUCUUUGUGUAAAUAAGAUCGCAUAAUGUAUAAAUUGAUGAUUAUAUUAUAUGAAAUUUAUUAUACAUUAUAAGCUAUAAAUUAGAUUAAAGAUCAUAGAUUAUGGAUUACAUUAUAUAAAGUUUAUUUAAAAGUGAAAUAAAAUAAGUCUACUUACAAUGCUUUUUGUCUAUUGAGAAAGGCAUACAAGUACAAAGGUGCAGCAUUUGAUAAAAUAUUGAAUUUAAUUUUUUAAAUAAGAAGUAAGAUAUGUUUCCUUAACUAGUCUUUGUUUUAACAGCUUAGGAUGCAUUAACCAAAUGUUAGCAUCAGUACCCUCAUGCUGAUGAAUGUCUGAACAAUCACGUAUUCUCUAAAAUAAAGAUGCUUAUAAUAUGAAAUAAUCCAUAUCGGAAUAAGUAAAAUACUUACAGAAAAACGAUUUAAUUCUUCCCUUUUAUACUUUGUUUGUUUUUGGAAUGCAUCGGUCAUGCAUGGUCUACACAAGAAAAUUUUAUUGUUGCAAUGCCAAUAAUCCCCUACGGGUUUUUGUCCACAAAUUUUACACACAUCUGUAUUAUUACUACAACAUUUAAAUUGUACUCCAAGUCUCAUCUUAACUCUACCACCAAAACUAUGUUCAAAUGCAAUUUCUUUUUUCUCUAUUGGUGUAUAUGUUCCUGGUCUAUGAUAAUUUAAAAUGUAAUGUGCAUGAAUUAUUUAUUCAUUUUUUCUAAUUAAAUAGAUUACCCAGGAUUCACAUUAGGAAUAAACGUAGUCCUUUCAGCAGAAGUUGCAAAAGGAAAUCUUGAUUCUUUGGUAGACUUGAAACUACUAACGAUAUUAUAAUCUGCUGGAGAUGGAAAAUCUUCAUCAUGUUUAAUUGCAUGUAUCGUUCUAGUAAUGCCACCAUAUCCUUUCUUACUAAUACUAUGUAAACAUGGCUAUAAUCGAAAAAAAAUACAUAUUAUUUCUUCAAAAAAAGUAAAAAAGUUAAUAAUACAUUAAACUGUAAUAAUUAUAAACAUGCUUUAUUUUUAGUGGCCAGAAAUGAAUCCAUAACGUUAUAUGUAUUAGGAGCAAUGUUUUCAUAAUUAUCUUUUAUAUAAUAUCUCAUAAAAGAAGUCGUGUCUCUUUUAGACAUAUCAUGUGGACAUCCAGAACCAAAACAUAUUUUUUGGCGUUCUUGUUUUUUAAUUACAUACUGAAAAUCUUUAAAGGAGAAUAAUAUUAACAAUUAAUUAAAACAUUAUUAAUGCUACAUAAUUAAUAAAAUAAUU